AUGUCGCCUGAUAGAUUUAUCCCAAAGCGAGACUUCGUGGAACCAACAUCAACAACAUUUCGUGUGGCCAAGCAUCCGCAGCGUCUUUCGCCUCAAGAGAGACUGCUUCGACGACUUCCGCCCGGUGAUGAUCCGUUCCUACCCUCAAUCCCGCGUAGGACUUAUGCUGCCAACAGACCCCAGCAGCCAACUCGGCUUCAGCAGAUCCCACAUCAACGGCCUCGUCUAGUCACUGAUGGCAAUAUCACGGACGACGACGCUACACAUGAAUCUUUGAGACACGUCAGCUCCGUUCCCCCUAGUGCGGCUCCUGAUAACACGCCAACCACUUCGACCAAUGGAUCAUCAGCUGCCCCGGUUUUCGUGGCUCGGUUCUUACCCAAGAAACCAAAAUACAGUGAACAAGAAAUCCAUGAGUCGAGACUUGCGCUUGCUUUGGGAAUUGACCCGACGACUCGACAGCUAGGUACUACUUGUCUGCGGUAUCUGGAUGCACCCCUCAAUCCAGCCUCCCCAGACUUCGAGCGCCUCUCCCCGUUUGAGUGGAAGGACAGUGCUUGGAAGAAAGUUGAAAAGGAGCGUUCACUCUUGCAUACUCAACAACAUCUGGGAUACUGGCUGUGGGCCUGUGCCAUCAAGUAUAUCUCUGGUCUGAAGGCCAUGGAGUGGAUUAUCCCCCCCUUUCCAGAUCUGCACCCCUCUAAUUAUGUGACCUCCCUGUCGUUUUCUUCUGAGGAUGGCGAGCGAAGCAUUCUUGCAGUGGCCCGGCGGUCUGGCCAGUUGUCUCUAUGGAGCACAUUCGAGAAGCAACCCCGGUUUGAGAUCAGUCAUCCCAGUCCCCUUACAUGCGUGGCAUUUAGGCCGAGAACAUCACGGCGACCUUCAGAACGGUUCAUGCAUGUGGAAGUCGACGCAGAAGAGAUUGUUGUCGGUGACGACUUUGGAAACAUCUGGUACUAUUCGGUGGAAUGGUCUGACCAAGAAGACCAGGCUAAGUGGAAAUGGAACGGGUCCAUGACGCUUCUUGCCAAGAUCUGUGCACACACUCAACAAAUCUGUGGACUGGUUUGGUCACCCGAUGACAAGUACCUUGCCACGGGCGGUAAUGAUAACGCCUGCCUUCUCUUUGAGCUGGCCGAGAUUGUUCCACCACAACAUUUAAAUUAUACGGUCCCAACCAUUACGCCCCCGGAUUCACCUAGCAGCUUCAGCCUCGGUGUAUUUCCAUACCUUCCUCUGGGCACCACAAGAAGACGAACGUUUCUUAGACGACCUGUUCUCCCAUCGUGGCUUGCUGCUCCCAUUAAGCCCCCGGCCGCGGCCGCGCUUUUAAACCAUGCAGGCACUCUAAUUUCCGGUGGUGGACGAACGAUUCUGGUCCCAUAUGGCCGUCAGAGACAUCGUCUGAUGCACUCCGCUGCGGUCAAAGCAAUUGCAUUUGCGCCAUGGCAGCCGUCUCUGCUUGCGACGGGGGGAGGUACUAACGACAAGGCUAUACACUUCUAUCACACCCGGAGCGGAGCCUGUCUCGCAAGCAUCAAUGUCUUCGCGCAGGUGACGAGUCUCAUAUGGAGCGAAACUCGGCGUGAGGUCGCCGCUACUUUCGGUUAUGCGCAGCCAAAUCACCCAUUCCGAAUCGCGGGAAAGUCCCUCGUUUCUCUGGUGUAUACUCUCAGUAGUCCGGACAGUCAGUCAUCCUCAGCUUCGUCCUCGUCCUCGUCGACCCAGUCUCGGUCUCCAGAACAAGGAGCUCCGACCCGUGGGCGCAGGACCGGCAACCGCAAGAGCGGUGCUCGGAUGGUCACUCCUAAGGAGAAAGAAGGUGGAAUGUGGUGCACACGAACAAAGGAGGAAGGGUGCAUUAUUGUCGCGUCUAGUGAUCAAACUGUGAAGUUCCAUGAAGUCUGGACUGGAAGAAGGGCAAGCACUACGUCUACUUGUGGACUCUUCGGCGGAAGCGAGAUUCUCGAGGGCCUAGAGGGCAUUGAGAAGUCCGGUUGUGAAGUCAUUCGUUAG
This is a messenger RNA of Penicillium mononematosum, 2016 nucleotides long. RefSeq names its product WD40 repeat domain-containing protein. Gene Ontology annotation, cellular component: anaphase-promoting complex. The transcript is spliced from 4 exons. Gene Ontology annotation, biological process: positive regulation of anaphase-promoting complex-dependent catabolic process; positive regulation of ubiquitin protein ligase activity; anaphase-promoting complex-dependent catabolic process. Gene Ontology annotation, molecular function: ubiquitin ligase activator activity; anaphase-promoting complex binding; protein binding. Lineage: Eukaryota; Fungi; Ascomycota; Eurotiomycetes; Eurotiales; Aspergillaceae. The record is from RefSeq and is a predicted model, not a curated record. Bases 1 to 2016 code for a protein of 671 amino acids.